AAAAACCAGAAAUUCGUCUUUCAUUUGAGCGCAUCCAAGGCUUCUUCACAACCCGUUCGCGCAGCAGCAUCUCUGCUGAAGCCUCCAUUGAAGAACCUGUCUGCUGCGACGAGGUGUUUACCCCCUCCCCUCUCCGUGAGUCAUCUUGAUUCUUAUACAUCAGGCAACGCUCUCUGGCCACGAUCUUCCGGAUUGCUUUCUUCACGCCCAUCUAUCUUGAUCAAGUUAAUCGGCAACAGGUUCUCUCUCUCUCGCUCUCUGUCCUGGAUGACUGAAUCUGAUCUGCCCUCGGGAAACAGAAACUUCUUCGGAGUGUCUCUUUUGUUGAUUUCGGAUUUAAUUCGAUUAGAUUUUGUGAGUUUUCGGAAGCAAAUCGCGUCCCGAUCGAUUUGAAGUCACUCAAUCCGACGAGAUUCUCCAGAGUCCAAAUAGGCGUCUCGAAAAUUCCUAACUAGGAGAUUGUAAUUUAACUGUUCACAAGAUGUCUUCAGCCCAAGAUCCAUUUUAUAUUGUAAAAGAGGAGAUUCAGGACUCUAUUGAUAAAUUGCUGUCUACCUUUCACCAAUGGGAACGUAUACCUUCGGAUACUGGAGAGCAAGUAGAUCUCACAAAGGAACUGCUUGCUGGUUGUGAGAGCAUCGAGUGGCAGGUGGAUGAGUUGGACAAAGCAAUUUCUGUGGCAGCUAGAGAUCCUGCUUGGUAUGGCAUUAAUGAUGUCGAGCUUGAAAAAAGAAGGAGAUGGACCAGCAACGCUCGUACUCAGGUGGGCACCAUGAAGAAAACCGUAGUAGCUGGAAAGGAGUUGAAGAGUACAAGCACUAAUGAUGUGAAUGGGAUGCGACGAGAACUAAUGAGGCUGCCAAAUUCUCAUCAAGCGGAUAGAUCCAACCAGUACCGUUCCCAGGAUAACGAUGAUUUCAUAUCGUCAGAAUCUGAUAGGCAGUUGCUUCUCAUAAAGCAGCAGGAUGAGGAGCUGGAUGAACUUAGUGCAAGUGUGGAGAGAAUUGGGGGCGUGGGACUUACCAUACAUGAAGAACUCCUCGCACAUGAGAAGAUAAUUGAUGAUUUGGGCAUGGAGAUGGACACUACAUCUAACCGUCUUGAUUUUGUUCAGAAGAAGGUAGCCAUGGUCAUGAAGAAGGCUGGUGCCAAGGGUCAGAUAAUGAUGAUAUUGUUCCUGGUAGUUUUGUUUAUUGUCCUUUUUGUUAUGGUCUUCUUCACCUAAGCUAGAGAGGAAGAAGCUGCUCCCAGUGUUGGUGAUACACAGGAGAGAAGUUUGAUCUCACCUAAAUGCAAGACUCCGUAAAAGCAGAUAAAUGAAUUAAAUCGAUGUAUUGUUGAAUAAAUUGAUACCUCAUGUUGCUGGAUGAGUGCCUUUCCUCCUCCUCCCCCCCACCCCCCUCCCCCGCCCCGUUUUUUUUUGGAGAGAGCACAGUUAGGAGUAGGAUUGAUUGCUUUGCAAUUAAUGUGAAUGUAAGAAGAUUUAUACAGGGUAAUUGGAUUAUUCGUCCAUACCAUACCAUGUUUGUCUUUGGCAAGAAAUGUAAAUGCUCUCUUUUUACACGUGUCA
Messenger RNA from Malania oleifera, 1570 nucleotides. RefSeq names its product syntaxin-61. The coding region runs from base 482 to 1225 and encodes 247 amino acids. The record is from RefSeq and is a predicted model, not a curated record. Lineage: Eukaryota; Viridiplantae; Streptophyta; Magnoliopsida; Santalales; Ximeniaceae. Gene Ontology annotation, cellular component: membrane; SNARE complex; endomembrane system. The transcript has 10 exons. Gene Ontology annotation, molecular function: SNAP receptor activity; SNARE binding. Gene Ontology annotation, biological process: vesicle fusion; intracellular protein transport; Golgi vesicle transport.